Messenger RNA from Carassius auratus (goldfish), 2451 nucleotides. Its product is annotated as fibrillin-1-like. The coding region runs from base 139 to 2451 and encodes 770 amino acids. NCBI's taxonomy places the organism in Eukaryota, Metazoa, Chordata, Actinopteri, Cypriniformes, Cyprinidae. The transcript has 19 exons. Gene Ontology annotation, biological process: adenylate cyclase-activating G protein-coupled receptor signaling pathway. The record is from RefSeq and is a predicted model, not a curated record. Gene Ontology annotation, molecular function: calcium ion binding; G protein-coupled receptor activity.
CAGACCCUGAGGAACAAGUUCGGCAUCAAGGUUGUUUCCAGAAGCAAGAUGUAAAGUGUCUGGAUGAGCCAUAUAAAUGCCUUUUGUUUUGAAGAAAUAGAUUGAAGUGAUUUUCACGGACGUACAUCAGUGAGAAACAUGGCCGGUCAAGGACAAAUAUUAAAGUACUGCAUAGGAAUUGUUAUGGCUGUCCUGCUGACCCAUGAAUGUGUUGUGGAAACACUUGAUUUACCAGAAACAAGUAUAGAUUUAGAGUUAAGCUACAUAGAUGGGCAACUGCGUCACAGAAUACCAAGAAGCGCAGAUUCGGAGCUGUUGGAGUUCAUUGUGGUUAUUGAGGUGAAUGCAUCUCAAGCUGUGGUGAUUGAACAGAUCAGAGCGUCGUUGGCCUCCAUCACGUUUCCUCUUCAACUGGACAACAGCACUGAAGUUACUGCUGCAAACAUUACAACAGUGUGCCAACCAAAUGAGUCUGAAUACCAGUGCGUUUGUGAAGAUGGAUAUGCAUGGUCAUACAACAACUGCCAGACAUAUGUGCCCUGUGGUGACAUCCGUUUUGGCUCAUGUGGAUGUAUCAAUGGUGUUCCCAGUGAUGGAGAGAUGUGUGUGCUGGAGAGUGAACUGCCCUUCACAGACUUCUUGUUUGAAAUUGAGUUGGAAUCCACAAGCAUCUCUGUGAUCGAUGAGAUGAGGCGAUUUCUGCAGAAUAUCAACCUUCCACUUCAAUUAGAUGAGGUGGUUGAAGUUUUAGAUGUGGACAUCACGACAGUCUGCAAUUUCAAUGACAGUGGAUACAAGUGUGUAUGUGAGGACCAGUAUCUCUGGCCAUGUGAAAAAUGCAAAGAAUAUGGGAGCUGUGACGGCAUCACUAACAACACAUGCAGCUGCAUCAAUGAUAUUCCAAGUGACAGACAGUUCUGUCAAACAGUCAGCGAGAUAACAAACUGCGGGCAACAACCAUCAGUUCCUGUCGAAUAUCUAACUGAAAUUCAGAUAGAUGCAGAGAAUCCUGCAAUCAUUGAUCUGUUGAGGCAACGUCUGAUGUUUUUCAGUUUGCCCUACACAAUCAGUGACAGCACUAACAUUACAGAAAUCAACAUAACUACUGUGUGUUCUCUGAAUGAAACUCAGUAUCAGUGUAAGUGUGAGGGUCUGUUUGUUUGGCCGAAUGACACGUGUCACUCAUACGAGGCCUGUGAUGUCAUCACUGAUGGUUCAUGUACAUGUAUCAAUGCUCUUCCAAUCGACGGACAGUUCUGCCAGUUAAAAGAAGUGCAACCUUCUGACUACGUGAUUGACCUUGAUGUGAGAUUCUUUGACUUGUUCCUGAUAAGCAACUUACGAAAUCUCUUCACAAACAUCAGCCUUCCUCUCACUUUGAGCAACAGCAUAAAUAUCACAGAUAUCGACGUGACUACUGUGUGUGGGUUAAAUGGAACAGAAUAUGAGUGCAACUGUGAGCAGAAUCAUGUUUGGCCCAGUGACACCUGCAGGGCCUAUCAGGUGUGUGAUAGCAUUGUGGGAGGCACUUGUGGAUGUAUUCAAGCUCUUCCUUCAGAGGGGCCACUUUGCCAAAGAGACAUCAAUGAAUGUGAAGAUGCAGUGUCAGUGUGUGGUCAAUACUCCGAUUGUAUUAACAUCAUUGGGAGUCACAUGUGUUCAUGCUGGAGUGGAUUUAAUACCUUCAAUAAAGACAGUCCUGUGAGCCGCAACAACUCAUGUCAAGAUAUCAAUGAAUGUCUGUUCAGUCCAUCUGUAUGUGGUCCAAAUUCAAUCUGCACAAAUCAGCUGGGAAGUUACAAUUGCUCAUGUCUGGAUGGAUUCACUGCAACAGUUUCAAGUUUCCCCAUCAGCAACGAUAACACAUGUACAGAUGUGCAUGAAUGUCUUAAUACAUUGGAGGUCUGUGGUCCAAACUCUUAUUGCACGAACUCAAUUGGGGGUUACAACUGUUCCUGCUUGAGUGGAUUUACUGUAACAGAAAGCAGUGAACCAGUCAGCACCAGUAACCCAUGCAAUGUGACUCUCCCUUUGACUGAGUAUCUGAUUGAAAUCCAGAUCAAUAGCAUGGACAGUAGCAUCACUGAUCAGCUGAGGAACCUUCUGAUGUUUUUCAGUUUGCCCUACACAAUCAGUGACAGCACUAACAUUACAGAAAUCAACAUAACUACUGUGUGUUCUCUGAAUGAAACUCAGUAUCAGUGUAAGUGUGAGGGUCUGUUUGUUUGGCCGAAUGACACGUGUCACUCAUACGAGGCCUGUGAUGACAUCACUGAUGGUUCAUGUACAUGUAUCAAUGCUCUUCCAAUCGACGGACAGUUCUGCCAAGUUCUACCUUCUAAGUACGUGAUUGACAUUGAUGUGAGAUUCUUUGACUCGUUCCUGGUGGGACUACUUACAGAAUAUCGUCAGAAAUAUCAACCUGCCUUUGACUCUGAGAAACAGCAUUAA